CCCUGAAAUGUGAGAAAGUUCAGUUUGUGGCCUGUGGAAGAAACCACACGCUCAUCUCCACAGCUCAGGGGAAAGUGUUUGCGUCAGGGGGGAACAGCGAGGGUCAGCUGGGGCUCGGGGACUGCGAGGAGCGGACGGCCUUUCAAAGGAUCAGCUUCUUCGAUUCACGAGGACCAAUCAAAAUGCUCGCCGCCGGGUCAAACACCUCCGCUGCUCUCACAGAGAGUGGAAAACUGUUUAUGUGGGGCGACAACACGGAGGGUCAGAUCGGUUUGGGGAAGGAGAGCCAAGCGUCGUCGCCACAGGAAGUCAGCGUGGGGCGACCAGUCAGCUGGGUGUCCUGUGGAUACUACCACUCUGCCUUAGUCACAGUUGACGGAGCUCUGUACACGUUUGGGGAGUGUGACAGCGGGAAACUGGGUCUGGGCACCGACCAGCUGCCCCGACACCGAGUCCCCCAGCUGGUGAAGAGCAUCAAGGAGCCGGUGGUUCAGGUGGCCUGCGGAGGAGGACACACGGUGGCUCUCACAG
Molecule: messenger RNA, 531 nt
Organism: Plectropomus leopardus (leopard coralgrouper)
Lineage: Eukaryota; Metazoa; Chordata; Actinopteri; Perciformes; Serranidae
Source: RefSeq, a predicted model, not a curated record